Molecule: messenger RNA, 1446 nt
Organism: Durusdinium trenchii
Lineage: Eukaryota; Dinophyceae; Suessiales; Symbiodiniaceae
Source: the annotation of a GenBank genome assembly
GGCUCAGAGGGGCGAGCGAAGCCCCGGUCGCUGGCCCUGAGGGGAAGAUGUCAAGCCCCACGCCGUACAUAGGCAGCAAGAUCAGCCUGGUCUCCAACUCGGAGAUCAGGUAUGAAGGUGUUCUUUACACCAUCAACACGCAGGAGUCAACCAUAGCGUUGCAGUCUGUGAGAUGUUUUGGCACGGAGGGAAGGAAGACGCCUGAAAUCCCGCCAUCCAAUGAAGUUUAUGACUUCAUCAUCUUUCGCGGUCAGGACAUCAAGGACCUCACAGUGCUGGAAUCUGGAAAUCCAGCCAUGAACGAUCCUGCGAUCUUGUCUGUGAACAAGGCCCCUGCUAGCAAAGGCGAAGGCCUUCUGAAGGGUCUGGAGAAAGGCGGCAAGGGUGAGGAGAAGGGGAAGGGAGUGAAUGGCUCCAAAGGCUAUGAUGCCAAGGGUGGAAAGGAGAAAGGCUACGAUGGCAAGGGCUAUGGCUACGAGAAAGCUUACGAUGCCAAAGGCUACGAUGCCAAAGGCUAUGAUGCCACACCCUACGACGCCAAAGGCUAUGAUGCCAAGGGCUACGACAACAAGGGCUACGAUGGCAAGAGCUAUGGCAAAGGCUACGACGGCAAGGCCGAGAAAGGACAUGAAAAGGGCCAUGACGGGAAAGGUUAUGGCGAUGGCAAAGACAGGGCCAAAGGUAAGGAUGGCAAGGGAAAAGACGGGAAAGGAAAAGAUGGAAAAGGAAAAGAUGGGAAGGGCAAAGAUGCUCCCAAAGGCAAAGGAGAGAGGGAUGCCAAAGGCAAAGAUGGAAAAGGGAAGGGAAAAGACCCCAAGGGCCUUGCCAAAGGCAAAGGAGAGGGGAAAGGAAAGGGUGAGAAGGGCAAGGGAAAGGAUGAGGAAGGUGAGAAAGGGAAGGGUCGGGAGAAAGGCAAGGGCAAAGAAGGGAAAGGCAAGAAGGGAGAGAAGGGUGAGAAGGGCAAAGGAAGACGGCGUGGAGGCAAUGGCAUCGUCGGUGAGCUUCUGCCGGAGGAUUUUGAUUUCGAAGAGUCAGCGCAGAAAUUCAACAAGGUCUCUGCAAACGAUGAUCUGAAGCCCCUGGAGGGAUACGACAAGGGCAAGUCCUUCUUUGAUCAGAUCUCUUGCGAGGCAACCGAACGUUCGGGCGAAGCCGGCCGCCAUCGUGCUGACCGAGACAAGGUGCGUGACGCCGACCGGGCCGCCUUCGGCGAGUCCAAGCAAUGAGGGCUACUGAAGCGGAAGAUGAGCUUUGCCGUCGGCAACCUCAUGGCAGAAGCUUCCUUUUGAGUGCGGAUCUAUUUGGUAUUGCAGUACACCCCAUUGUCGAACAGCGUGCAGCAAUGGAACCUGCCAGCGGUUGGGUCCGCGAGCAAGCACCUGACUUCAGCAUUUCAGUAGCAUUGGAAGCUUCAGCUGCUUAGCUUUGGCAUGCAAACGGAUUGGG